AUGCCGAUGCCCAGGACUAAGGUUCAAGGGCUCGGCGCCCACGUCUCGAGCAUGGCGAACAGCGCCCGGGGCUACGUCUUUGGCAGCGGAGACCGAAGCUCACAGCAAUCAAAGAGCCUUAAGGGCGGCGCUGGUCUGUUAGGAGACGAUUCAUCUUCCGACUCGAACAGUAGCGAUAGCGACAGCGAAAUCUCCGACGCCGAGGGCACCCAGAGCUUCCUCUCCAAAAUCAACGCUGCGACCGCAUCUAAGAAGGCCAGGGCAAGCGAGUCCGCCGCAAAGUCCAGCGCAACAAAGUCUGCGCCCGGCGACACUCCGAGGCCGAAAACUCUCGAGCCGGCACAAAAGAACGGAACGAAGGCAAUCAUCAAGUCUCCCGCGGUCUCCUCGUCGCUGUCAAAAAUAGCCGCGAUCAAAAAGGAGUCCGCCAAGGAUGAUUCAGAUACGACCAGUUCCGACAGCAGCUCGGAGGAGGACUCUUCAAGCUCGGAAUCUAGCGACAGUGACGAGAGUGGCGACGAAGCGAAGGAUGCGGGCGCAAAACUUGACACUGAGAGCGGCAAAAAGGCGGCCCCUCCCGCGAAGACUGGCGAUGAUAGCUCAUCGGAGAGCGACAGCGAGAGUGAGGAGGAGGUCGCAAAUGCCAAAAGCUCCAAGUCCAAGGCUACCAAAGUCUCGACCCAAGUCUCGAAGCCCACCAAGGCUGCCGCCAAGGAGGCCACCAAGGAGGUCGCGCUAGCUUCCGACUCGGACUCGGAGUCUAGUGAGGAUGAGGCCGAACAGAGUCUCAAGACGAAGGCCAUGGCCAAAAAGGGAGCUGCCAGCGCAGUCUCAAACGGCAGCGCCAAGUCCAAAGACGCUUCCUCACUGGCCAAGGCCCCCAACGUUGCCGCCGAGGAGAGUUUCUCGGAGGACCACUCAGACGUCGAGAUGGCUGACGAGUCCUUUGCGCUCGCCCGAACCGACGACGUUGAUCCUGACGCUGUGGAGGAGUUCGUCCGGGAGGGCUUCCAACUGCGCAAAGCCUCGGAAAACACGCAAGCGAAUGAGGUACUUGAGAUGUUCAAGAAAGCGAAGCGUGAGGGCAAGCAGAUUUGGUACUUCACCACUCCGGCCUCGGUUCCCAUCAGCGUGAUCGAGAAGAUGGAGUUUCCAAUGAAGAAUGCUCAGACGGGAGACUCGAUCGUUUCGCACGACGGCGUCGACUACGGUGUCGACCUGGGAGCCAGUGGAAAGCCCAGUACUUUCCAGAUUCUUGUUCCUGCAAAGAAGGGCGCAAGCUACGAUAUCGUUGAUCGGCCGGUGGACCACACGAUGCACCUCAAGAGGAUUACACAGCUGGCAGCCACAGACUUCACAGCCAAGCCCAAGCCACAGGUGUCGCACUCGAAGCCUCCCAGGCCACAGCCGGCAGACCUGAAGCGCCGUUUCACUCCCAUAGGUGUUCCGACGCCAGUUCUCCCCCCUCUCGUGCCCAACCCGAAGAAGAGGGGCGGCGAUGUUGCCAUGGUGGAUGCUGUAAUUGAAGGCAAAGAUGAAAACCAGAGGUCUUCCAAAAAAUCCAAGAAGCGCAAGCUGGCCGACGACGCUGUCAAGGCCUCCAAGGAGGAGAAAAAGGCAAAGAAGGCCAAGACUGCUUCCGAGGAACAGGCGACCAAGGCCAACGCCGGAGCUUCCCUCGCAAACUCGCAGCCGAUCAAGAAGGCAUCCCCUGUGCCAGUGCCGAGUCCCGGCGGACGCGCGCCGUAUUUCUCGCAGCCGGCACCCUCCGCCGCAGCUUCAGUCUCGACGCCAGUAACAAGCAAACGCAAGAAGAGCAAGUCGGGCGAAAAGGCGAAUGACACACCGGCCACCGACACUCUGUCCAGCAAAGUGAAAAAGUCCAAGAAAACCAAGUCGGAUGCGUCGGUUAGGCAGACGCCAGUUCCCAUCCCCACAAUCCCCGGUCUAAAGAAGUGA
Molecule: messenger RNA, 1959 nt
Organism: Gaeumannomyces tritici R3-111a-1
Lineage: Eukaryota; Fungi; Ascomycota; Sordariomycetes; Magnaporthales; Magnaporthaceae
Exons: 3
Coding region: 1-1959 (652 amino acids)
Biological process (GO): transcription by RNA polymerase I
Source: RefSeq, a predicted model, not a curated record